Molecule: messenger RNA, 1653 nt
Organism: Aspergillus ruber CBS 135680
Lineage: Eukaryota; Fungi; Ascomycota; Eurotiomycetes; Eurotiales; Aspergillaceae
Product: cytochrome P450
Exons: 3
Coding region: 1-1653 (550 amino acids)
Molecular function (GO): oxidoreductase activity, acting on paired donors, with incorporation or reduction of molecular oxygen; monooxygenase activity; iron ion binding
Source: RefSeq, a predicted model, not a curated record
AUGUCUCAACAAUUUUAUCUCCUUGGAGAGCCCGUCUCUUCGGCAAAGCUUCUUCCCGUGGAAAAGACCUUGGACUUUGAAGGACUGCAGUAUGUAGUCGCUGCGCAUUUUGCAAUCGUUGAAGCACAGGGCAUUGGCUUCCAAGACGAAGAAACCAUCUUCUCAGAAGUCCCCGACAUUCUCGCCUCCAAAACCCCCAUAGCUAUCACAAUCGACGGUCACGCCGUCCGCGACCCUCCAGGCCCCAAUGGCCUCCCCUACGUUGGCAACUACUUCGAAGUAUAUCCCGACCACCUAGGCAACCACCAGCGUCUGUUCGACACCUAUGGUCCAAUCUUCAAGACAACGAGCCUGGGACGGACGACCUAUCACACGAACGAUCCGCAGAUCUCUGCAAUCGCCUUCGCCGAGUCGGACUUUUUCUCCAAACAGAUCAACGAUGCGCAUCCGCUGUCCGCCCUCAAAACCCCUGCCGCGGGUAUCUUCCUGGGCGACACGGAUACAGAAGAGUGGAAGGUCACGCACAAGUUUCUGCCUCCAGCGCUUGGUCCCAAGGCCGUGCGGCACUAUGCGCCCACGAUGCAAGCGACAGUUGAAGAUGCGUGCAAAGUCUUUGACGAACUCGACGAGCAGGGCGAGGCGUGGAACGUAUACCAGUACAUGCUGAAGCUAGGCUCGCAGGCCGUUGGCAAGUUGACACUGGGAUUGGACUUUGAGCAGUUUGUGGGACCGGAUGCACCACUGCAUGAGAUGGUUGAAGCAGUUGCGGAGAUGCUCUCGUUGAAUAAAAAGGUUACGAGUAAGGGGGAUUGGUAUGCGAAGUUGCCGUUUGGAGAACCGAAGAAGUUGCAGGAGUUGAGGAAGCGGAUUGAGGAGAUGGUGGGAGAGUCGAUUCGGAAUGCUGAACGGGGUGGUGUCGAGGAUUUGCCGUUGCAGGAUGCUGCGUUGAAGGCGGCAAAUAUGGUUGACUACGCAAUCCGCGCAACCGACAACAAAGGCGAAAAACUCCCCAAAACCAGCCUCAUCUGGUCCCUCGUCGUCGCCACCGCUGCCGGCUUCACAACAACCUCCUCCCUCCUCUCCUGGCUAAUCUACGGCCUCUGUACAUACCCCGGCAUGCAAGAACGUCUCCUCCAAGAACUAAUCGACAACGACAUCGAUGACACCACCCAAAUUACAGCAGACGUCACCGACCGCCUCUCCUUCCUCGACAAAUACAUCAAGGAGACCCAACGCCGCCACAACCCCUCCUUCCAACCCGGCCGCACCGCACAACUCGACCUGAUCCUCCCGGGUGGCUACAAAAUCCCCAAAGGUGCAGUCAUAAUCGCAGCCUUGCACCACAUCCACAAUAACCCGGCUCUGUGGGAGAAUCCUGCGCGCUUUGAUCCCGAUCGGUGGGAUACGGAUGCUGUGAAGAAUAGACACCGUGCGGCUUAUGUGCCGUUUGCGACGGGGCAGCGCAUGUGUAUUGGGUUUAAUUUUGCGUUGCAGGAGAUUAAGGUGUUUCUGCCCAAGCUGGUGUAUCGGUAUGAAUUCCGGAGGGAGGGAGAUGGCACGAUUGAGUAUGAUCCGAUGUUUCAGUUGAUUAGACCGAAUAAUUUGUAUGUCAGGGCUGAGAGGAGGACUAAAUGGCCUGCUAAGUCUGUUUGA